Messenger RNA from Acanthocheilonema viteae, 1260 nucleotides. The record is from the annotation of a GenBank genome assembly. NCBI's taxonomy places the organism in Eukaryota, Metazoa, Nematoda, Chromadorea, Rhabditida, Onchocercidae.
AUGAAGAGAGUACCACGUUCAAUUUAUGCCGACAUAUACAUCAAAGAAGCUCAUCGUAUUAGAGGUACGCCACGUGUUGCUCGACCAUGGAGGCCUAAAGUUAUCGCUUGGGCUGGUCCAGCUGCAUUUUAUCCUAAUAGAUUUUAUGAGCCGAAUGCUUGGUAUAAAGCACGAAUAACAAAACCAUUACUUUACCCGAAAAUGUACAUCAUUGAUCCAGACAAUCAUUUAUUGUCGUUGAAGGAACGUUUAGCAGUACCAGAGAUACAAAGAUACGAUAUCGGUUUCAAGAAAAAGAAUUUGCUACCUGUACCAUCCCCACCAUCGGAGUCGAAAAAUGUUCUGAAGUGGUCUAGAAAAGUCCAGUUGACAAUAGAUUUAAAGGCAGUGGAGCAUUGGCAGUUAAGUAUUUUUCAUCACUUUCGCAUAUUUGAUGAUCUUUUUCACGCAAAUGUUUUCUUCUACAAUACGCAAAAUAUGCAGUUUAAGUGGGGCAAUAUUGGUCUAUAUCAGGGAAAUUUGAUCGAUGCCGCUGAUACAAGUAGUAAGCCAGAUAUAUCGAUUGAAUCACUAGGUGGUGGAUUCAACUCAUUCAUAUUAUUGAAUCUUGAUGGAAAUCCUUAUCACUGUCAUGGCGAAAUUAUCCAUUGGCUAGUAUCUAAUAUUCCCGAUGGCAAAUCUGUAACUGAUGGAACAGAAAUAGUUCCAUACAUGCAAAUAGUGCCGUUUAAAGGAACUGGUUAUCACAGGAUUGCUUGUUUGUUGUUGCGGCAUAAUGAAGUUGUUAAUUUAACGUCAAGGAAACCAAAAAGUUCAACACUAAUGGACCGAAUCUUCAGUGUUGGCCAGUUGUAUAAAGAAUUCGAAAAACAGUGGACUCCUUCUGCUCUUUCAUUUGCACAAGUUUCAUGGGAUGUUUCUGUUAAUGAAGCUCUUCACAGAAUUGGGAUGAAAUCACCAAUUUAUGAAUAUCAAUAUAAUCCGCCAGUGAAAAUGAAUCAGAAAGAAUUUCCAUUAAAACCACAACCGUUUAAUUUGUAUUUGGAUCAAUUCCGAGAACCAAAGGAGGUGCAUGCGGAUUUGUUGAAAAAGCGUUUGCAAAUGCGAAAGGUAGACAAAAACCCGGAACAACAUAAAUAUCCUGAUAUUGACUACGCUGAACACAAGAAGAACAUGCCGUUUUGGCAGCAUGAUAAUUUGAUGAAAGAAAAUUCUGGAUCCGGUCGAUACAAAGCUUUAUGGAGCAAUCCAAUCAGCUGA